Molecule: messenger RNA, 2590 nt
Organism: Malus domestica (apple)
Lineage: Eukaryota; Viridiplantae; Streptophyta; Magnoliopsida; Rosales; Rosaceae
Product: filament-like plant protein
Source: RefSeq, a predicted model, not a curated record
CAUUAUGUAUGCUUCUGCUUUUGGUUGUUCAUCUGACAUUCUACAGAGAUUUUUGCAGCCUUUCUUGUUUAUUUAUUGCUCUCUAUCAUUUUUAUUGCUGGCCUGUAAAAUCUUCAGUCUCAAGUUUUGAAGUUUGAAUCUUUACAUUUACUUAUUACUGGCUGGUUGGCUGGCUUCCAACUAACUUUUGAGGUUGCUGUGCUCUCCAGUCAAAAGAUGAACACAUUGUGAAAUCUAGUUGAGGAGUUGAGAAUUGAACUGUAACAGUAGAUGGAGCGCAAGUGGUUGUGGAAGAAGAAGCCUUUGGAGAAGAGCUCUGGAGAAACUGAUAGUUCAGGUUCAGUAUCUUCGAACUCAGAGAGGUACUCCGAUGAACAGGAGGCACAAAAGGCAUCUCUGAAUCAUGAUGCUCAAUCACCUGAAGUCACAUCAAAAGCAGCAUCCAGUGCUGACCAUGUUAAUUAUAGUCUGAAGAGUCUAACGGAGAGAUUAUCAGCUGCUCUUGUGAAUGUUAGCGCCAAAGAAGACUUGGUGAAGCAGCAUGCCAAAGUUGCUGAAGAAGCUGUCGCAGGCUGGGAAAAGGCUGAAAAUGAGGCUGCCGUUUUUAAGUCAGAACUUGAAGUUACAGUUCAGCAAAACUCGGUUUUGGAAGACCGCGUAAGCCAUCUAGAUGGGGCCCUCAAGGAAUGCGUUAGACAGCUUAGACAAGCGAGAGAGGAGCAGGAACAAACCAUACAGGAAGCUGUGCUGAAGAAAACCCGUGACUGGGAGUCCACCAAGUUGAAGCUUGAAAGUCAGAUUAUUGAGCUACAGAGAAAAGCAGAAGUGAAUAGAUCUGAAGCUUCUGCUUUUGUCGAUCCUCAUCUUUCUCAUAAGCUGCAAUCUUUAGAAAACGAAAACUCGGCCCUGAAGCAUGAGCUACUGACUCAAGCAGAGGAGUUGGAAAUCAUGACAAUUGAAAGGGACUUGAGUACUCAAGCAGCUGAAACGGCCAGUAAGCAACAUUUAGAGAGUAUAAAAAAGGUUGCAAGGCUUGAAUCCGAGUGCCGGAGGCUAAAAGCUUUGGGUAGUAAAAUACCUACUGUCAUUGAUCACAAGUCCAGUGCUGCUUCUUCAAUGUACGUGGAGUCUUGCAUGGAUAGUCAAUCGGACAGUGGAGAGAGGCUAAACAUGAUGGAGAUAGAUUCUCAAAAGAUGAAUGGCUCAGAGGCAAACAAGCGUGACCUGACUUUCUCUGACUGUUGGGCUUCGGCCCUCGUUGCUGAGCUUGAUCAAUUCAAGAAUGAAAAGGCUGUAAACAGAAAUUUGCCUGCCCCUUCCAUUGAUGUUGAUCUCAUGGACGAUUUCCUAGAGAUGGAACGACUUGCUUCGUUGCCACAGACUGAGAAUGAAACUAGUUAUCUAGAAUCAGAAGCCAUAGUUAAUCAAACCAAUAAUGAAGAACGUGCCUUGAGAGCUGAACUUGAAGCCAUGAGUCAUCGGACGGCCGAACUUGAGGACAAGUUAGAAAAGUUUGAAGUAGAGAAAGAAAAGUUAGAGGUAGAGAAUGCUGAAAUUGAAGCUAUGAGUCAUCGGGCAGCCGAAUUAGAAGACAUGUUAGAAAAGAAGGAAGUCGAGAGAGAAAAUUUGGAAGUAGAGAAAGCUAAAAUAAAAACCGCUUUAGCCAAAAGUCAAGAAUGUUAUGUGGCAGCAGAGUUUCAGCUUAAAGAAGCAGAAAUGAAGUUGGAGGAGUUACAAAAGGAGCUAAGUAUUGCAAAUGAAUCAAGGCAGAAUAUUGAGUCUCAGCUCAUUAGCAUGGAAGCAGAGGGGCGGACCAUGUCUGCUAAGGUUGAUUCUUUGGAAGCAGAGGUUCAAAGGGAGAGGGCUUUGUCAGCAGAAAUUGCCAUCAGAUGUCAAGAUUUAGAGGAGGAGCUAUCAAGAAAAAACGAAGAAUUCAAGCUUCAGAAAACUGCUUGCUCGAACAGUGAAUUGAAGAGAAAGCAGGAAGACCUAGCUGUAGCAGCUGGAAAGCUUGCCGAGUGCCAGAAGACAAUAGCAUCGCUUGGAAAUCAACUCAAAUCUCUAGCAACACUAGAAGAUUUCCUGAUAGACUCCGAAAGCCUCCCAGGGUUCACUGCUGUUGCGCCGCAGAUUCCUAAAGCUGAUGAACAGUGGAAGUUGCAUUCCAAUGUGACAUUUUCACCUAAACGAGAUUCUGUAUCAAAACCAGCCGAUGAGAGUUGUGGGCCUUCAACAAAUAGAAAUGAGGACAACUCCCCACCAUCUUCGUCUGCAUCAACCUCAUCCACUGUGUUGUCGACUCAUGUCAGCUCUGACAAGAAUCGAAAUGGGUUUGCAAAGUUCUUCUCCCGAACCAAGAGUGGCAUACGACUAGAAAUUUAGGCGAGAUUAAUUCUUUAGUAGAGAAAACAAGAAACAUAAUUGGUUUCUGGGGUUUGUAUUACAGGGGAAGUUAGUGCUGCAGUUUAUUUGCAAGAGAUUCUCAGCUCUUAUAAUUUUAUCCUUUUUGGGGCAUGUCAGAUGCGUUCUUGUGAGAUUAUGUAAAGAUGAACAAACGAAGGAACCGAGUCGAAUUGUUAUGGUCAUGGAA